ACGCUGCGAUAUAGAGUCAGUUGUCCGACAACCACUGAGCAAUUAACACGCAGUUCUAGUUUUGCGUUUUAGAUAUUUAACCCUCUAUUCCUUAUCCGGAAAACUAAGAUCAGAACAAAAUGCUGCGCGUUUUGAAGACCGGUGCCUUGCUGCGAGCCCAGACCAAGAACUUUGCAGCUGCUGUUGCCCACUAUUCCGCCCUCCCAGAGCCACAGACCUCGCCCGAAAUUCUCUACACCGGGCUGUUCAUCAACAAUGAGUGGCACAAGAGCAAGUCGGGCAAAACUUUUCCCACCGUCAACCCAACCACAGAGGAAACCAUCGCCGAAAUCCAGGGCGGUGAUAAGGAAGAUAUCGAUAUUGCCGUGAAAGCUGCCCGCUGUGCAUUCAAGUUGGGAUCCCCAUGGCGCCGUAUGGAUGCCUCGGACCGUGGUCGUCUGCUCUACCGCCUGGCCGAUCUCAUGGAACGCGAUCAGGUUUACCUGGCCAGCUUGGAGACCCUGGACAAUGGCAAACCAUACAGCAUAUCCUACAACGUGGAUCUCCCGACUGCGAUUAAGAACCUGCGCUACUUUGCUGGAUGGGCGGAUAAGAACCACGGCAAGACUAUUCCCAUGGAUGGAGAAUUCUUUACCUACACUCGCCAUGAGCCUGUUGGUGUUUGUGGACAGAUCAUUCCCUGGAACUUCCCCAUUCUGAUGAUGGCCUGGAAACUGGGCCCAGCUCUGGCCACCGGCAACACCAUUGUGCUUAAGCCCGCAGAGCAGACCAGUUUGACUGCUCUAUACAUUGCUCAGUUGGUGAAGGAGGCUGGAUUCCCAGAGGGUGUGGUCAACGUGGUGCCCGGAUUCGGAGGAGCUGGUGCUGCUUUGGCUAACCACUGUGAUGUGGAUAAGGUGGCCUUCACCGGAUCCACUGAAGUGGGCAAGCUCAUUCAAUUGGCUUCGGGAAAUACCAACCUGAAGCGGGUGACUUUGGAGUUGGGUGGUAAGUCGCCUAACAUUAUCCUUGCUGAUUCCGAUUUGGACUACGCCGUGGAGACUGCUCACUUUGGUCUGUUCUUCAACAUGGGUCAAUGCUGCUGUGCUGGAUCUCGUACUUUCGUGGAGGACAAAAUCUACGAUGAGUUCGUUGAGCGCAGCGCUGAGCGUGCUAAGAAGCGCACUGUGGGCAACCCCUUCGAUCUGAACAUCGAACAGGGUCCCCAGGUGAACGAGGAGCAGAUGGAAAAAAUUCUCUGUAUGAUUGAAACCGGCAAGAAGCAGGGUGCCAAACUGGUUGCCGGUGGCAAUCGUCCAGAGGGUCUUCCCGGCUACUUUGUCCAGCCAACAGUGUUUGCCAAUGUUGAGGACGACAUGACCAUUGCCAAGGAGGAGAUCUUCGGACCCGUUCAGCAGCUGAUCCGCUUCAAGAAGCUGGAUGAGGUUAUCGAGCGAGCCAACAACUCAGAUUAUGGAUUGGCUGCUGGCAUUUUCACUAAGGAUCUGGAUAAGGCCAACUACAUUGUUGGCGGUCUUCGUGCCGGAACCGUGUGGGUAAACACUUACAAUGCCCUCGCUGCCCAAGCUCCAUUUGGUGGCUACAAGAUGUCUGGCCAUGGCCGCGAGAACGGAGAGUACGCCCUGUCCAACUACACGGAGGUCAAGAGCGUCAUCGUCAAGGUGCCCCAGAAGAACUCCUAAGAAGGAUGCGUUAUUUCCUCCACGAGGGAAUGGUUAAAAUGGUUCGCCCUGUUUAGAUGCUCUAAAUACCGGCAGUAAUCUUUUACUUUACACCUACGAUCUACAUCUCCUUAUGCACAUAGGUAUAAAUACAUUUGUUGGAUAUAA
This is a messenger RNA of Drosophila eugracilis, 1829 nucleotides long. RefSeq names its product aldehyde dehydrogenase, mitochondrial (gene Aldh). Lineage: Eukaryota; Metazoa; Arthropoda; Insecta; Diptera; Drosophilidae. The record is from RefSeq and is a predicted model, not a curated record. Gene Ontology annotation, molecular function: aldehyde dehydrogenase (NAD+) activity. Bases 120 to 1682 code for a protein of 520 amino acids. The transcript is spliced from 4 exons.